CUGCUGCCAUGCUUUGGUUUUGCAUUUCUUCCUUCUCACUCUGCCUCUUUUAAUAAUAUUUCUCUCUCUUUCACAUUCUAAGCUUUUUCUUUUUCUUUUAAUUUGAUCAUAUUUUCUUCACAAUUGAUAGGGUGUACCCAGCCUGGCAAAUGGGGCUGCUUUUAUUUCCUCACACCAACCAAUAAAAGUUUCCACCUUGCUUUUUUGAUACCAUACGUCUGGGGUGGAUUGAUUGGAUCUUAAUUGAAAUCCUUGGAUCAAGUGCUCGAUCCUUCCUAGCAAAAAAAACGGGAUUUGGUGCUUUUUUUCCUUUGAAAUGAUGGGUUAGUGUUCUUUUUUUGUUAUGGUGGAUUGUGGAGGGAGAUCAAUGGCUUCAGCAACAGAUGUAUUUCCUGCAACAACAAAACUAGAAGGUGGAAGCUUCAAAGGCGGAUUCGGUUCAAUGGAGGACGAAAACGAUGACGCAUUAGGGAAUAUGAGUCAAACCAACGCUGCCAAACCUCCGAGAAGCCUCCCUGCUAUGCGCCAUUGCACAAGCUCUGCUUGGUUAAUCGAAAGGGAAUCGGUUAUGGGAGCCGGGGGCUUGAAGUCACCACCACCGAGAGAGGACACUGGAUUUCUACCUGUAUUCCGUUCGGGAAGUUGUUCCGAGAAGGGACCAAAACAGUAUAUGGAAGAUGAGUAUAUAUGUAUCGAUAAUCUGUAUCUACAUCUUGGAUCGCCUGCGGACUUCCCUUACCUAGGAGCAUUCUAUGGGGUAUUUGAUGGACAUGGCGGUCUCGAUGCAGCAUCCUUUACCCGAAAUAACAUUCUAAACUUCAUCAUCGAAGACAAAAACUUCGCAACCGGAACGAGAAAGGCAGUCAAGAGUGCAUACGUGAAAGCUGAUCAUGCACUUGCAGAUGCUAAAUCUCUCGAUAGAUCUUCUGGCACCACUGCUUUGACUGCUCUCAUUUUGGAAAGGACCAUGAUCGUCGCUAAUGCCGGCGAUUCUCGAGCCGUACUGGGGAAACGAGGCCGAGCGAUCGAGCUGUCCAAAGACCACAAACCCAACUGUACAUCGGAAAGGUUAAGAAUCGAGAAACUAGGUGGUGUGAUAUACGAUGGAUACCUGAACGGCCAGCUUUCGGUAGCACGAGCUCUAGGAGACUGGCACAUCAAGGGCGCUAAAGGUUCGAAAAGCCCCUUAAGCUGUGAACCGGAACUGGAAGAAAUAUUACUGACGGAAGAAGAUGAGUUUCUUAUAAUGGGGUGUGACGGGCUUUGGGAUGUGAUGAGUAGCCAAUGUGCCGUAACAAUGGUGCGGAAGGGGCUGAUGCAGCAUAACGAUCCGGACAAGUGCUCGAACGCACUAGCGAAGGAGGCGCUGCAACGCAACACCUGCGAUAAUCUAACCGUCGUCGUCGUCUGCUUCUCGCCCGAUCCACCACCGAAGAUCGAAAUCCCAAGAUCGUAUAAGAGGAGGAGUAUAUCAGCUGAAGGGCUGGAUCUCCUCAAGGGUGUUUGAACAACGAAUGAUUUUGAGUGGUGAAGACUUGCAUGUAUCUUGUACAAAAGAAGGAAGAAAACAAUGGAGUUCGAACUAAUUGGAGAGCCAUCUUCUUUUCUAAUGAAUAACAACUGAUACCUCCCUCUGGAUAGAAAUAGUUGAUGAUUUCUUCCACCCUGGAUAUCUGGUAUACCAUUUGUUUUUGUCUUUUUGUUUAUUAAAAAAUAUAUUUUUCAGGCAGUAACAUUAACAUACGAGUUGCAGCCUGAAACUAGUAAUAAGUUGCCCGGGGCAACCUCAUGUUGG
This is a messenger RNA of Hibiscus syriacus, 1795 nucleotides long. RefSeq names its product probable protein phosphatase 2C 47. NCBI's taxonomy places the organism in Eukaryota, Viridiplantae, Streptophyta, Magnoliopsida, Malvales, Malvaceae. Gene Ontology annotation, biological process: protein dephosphorylation. Gene Ontology annotation, molecular function: protein serine/threonine phosphatase activity; cation binding. The transcript has 4 exons. The coding region runs from base 344 to 1507 and encodes 387 amino acids. The record is from RefSeq and is a predicted model, not a curated record.